AUGGUUCUCUUUGCUUUAACAAAUCCUUCUAAGCUAAAACAAAAUUCACACCAUAGCUUCUCUGAGUCUUUAAUGGAAGAUAGUAUUGAAGACGCUGAAGCCAUCAUUCAUAAAUGGAUUUCACCUGAACUUCUCGACUCUUCUUCUUCUGCUUCUUCAUCUUUCUGCUGCGUCUCCUCGCUUUUUUCAACAGGGAACAGAGAAGAAGCUAAACGAUUCAUCGGAGCUGUCAACAGCUUGCACUCUGGAAUGGUGAGGCUGGUCUCGGUGAAUCCAGGAUCCAUGAAGCUGGUUCGAGCAGAGAAUUUGAUGAAAAUCUCCAUGAAUCAUCUAUCUAAAGAGUUUUACCGGAUUCUGAAAUCGAAUCGACGGUAUCUUGAUCCGGAAUCCGUCUCUGUUCGGUCUCGGAUGUCUUCAAUCUCUGAUUCAGAAUCAGAUGAUGAAGAACUCGAGAGUCGGAAUUCGAAAAGUGUGACAAGAGACGAAGAAGAUGCAGAUGCUAUGGCGGAUUUGAAGAUGAUCGCCGAUUGCAUGAUUUCCUCUGGUUACGGCAAAGAAUGCUUGAGGAUUUACAAAAAAAUCCGGAAAUCGAUCAUCGUCGAAGCUCUGGAUCAACUCGGUUUCGAGAAUCUGAGUUUCUCGCAGAUGCAGAAGCUUGAUUGGGGGAUUAUGGAGAAGAAGAUAAGAAAAUGGUUACGAGUAGCGAGAAGAGCUGUGAUGACUCUGUUCUACGGAGAACGAAUUCUCUCCGAUCAUGUCUUUUCUUCUUCCUCCGCGAUUCGAGAAUCUUCCUUCGCCGAGAUCACACUACAGAGCGCUUUGGCGAUGUUCUCUUUCCCGGGAAACAUGGCGAAAUCCCGGAAAUCUCCCGAGAAAAUCUUCCUCACGCUCGACGUUUACCAAUCCAUCAUUGAGCUUUUGCCAACAAUCGAAGAAGUUUUCAGCUACGAUUCAACCUCUUCCGUCAAAUCGCAGAUCGCCGAAACCCUAACAAAUCUCGAAGAAGGAGUAAUUUCAAUGAUGGACGAAUUCGAGUCGUCGAUUUCGAAAGAAUCUUCGAAAUCCCUAGUCUCCGGCGGCGGAAUCCACCAGCUCACUAGGUACGUCAUGAAUUUCAUCGUCUUCCUCGCUGAUUACAGCGACACGCUCUCCGAUAUCAUCCCCCAAACUUCUUCGUUACUUUCUUCCUCCGGCGAAGCUGAUUCAUCAUCGUCGUCGCCGCUCGCUAAACGAAUCUCGUGGCUGAUCCUGUUCUUGCUCUGCAAAAUCGACGCGAAAUCUCGUCUCUACAACGACGUGGCUCUCUCGUAUCUCUUCCUCAUCAACAAUCUCCAUUACGUCGUCGUCAAGGUCCGUACAUCGAAUCUAAAGGAGAUUCUGAGCGACGAUUGGUUGGAGAAGCACGAAGGGAAGGUGAAGAAGUACGUCGCCAAGUUCGAGGAGAUCGUUUGGGGAGAGAUGAUGGUGAUGGUGAUGGUGAUGGAGACGUCACUUCCGACGGCGGAGGAGGUUAUCAGACGGUUUAGUAACCGGUUCGAGGAAGCGUACAAGAGGCAAACCGGUUGGGUCGUACCGGAUCCAAAAUUGAGAGACGAGAUGAAGGUUUCGGCUGCUAUGAUGCUGAUACCAACUUACUCGGAGUACUAUAAAAAGUAUCGGGUCGGGUUACGAAAGAAUGUCGGAUUUGCCCCUGAAGAUAUUGGGAAUUAUCUGUCGGAUUUGUAUUUUGGGUCGGGUGGAUCUGCGAUUGUUUCGUCAAUUCAAUCUUCGGACUCCGAUGUAUUUGACACACGUGGCAGUUAG
Messenger RNA from Thlaspi arvense, 1803 nucleotides. NCBI's taxonomy places the organism in Eukaryota, Viridiplantae, Streptophyta, Magnoliopsida, Brassicales, Brassicaceae. The record is from the annotation of a GenBank genome assembly.